AUGCUUCGGCCGCCCAAAGUGGUGCCGGAAGCUCCGACUCUGACAAGAGAUCAGAUAGCUGUUGAAGGAACUGUAGACACAAUUUCCCAGAGUGAAAAGACGAGUAGUGCUACUACUAAAGAUGAUGUUCAGGAUGAUUCUAUUAACAGCAACAAUGUUAUUCCCUCGAUAAAACAAGAGAACAUCGAUGAUGGUGGGAAAGCGAGUAGUUUACGCAAACCUUUAGACCUCGACGAUGUCUUGGUCAAUGAAUUGGGGCAGUUUGGAUGGUUCCAGCUGCGAAAUAUACUUCUUGUCUCUGUGCCUAUCGUAAUGUCAGCAUUUAUGACCGAGUACGUCUUCUCAUCAGCUGCAAUACCACACAGAUGUCGAAUACCGGAAUGCGGGGAGGAUGGAAAAUUACAUGAGUUUGAACCUGAGUGGAUCUCGAACGCUAUACCGGAGACCAGCUCCGGGCUCUCCAGCUGUCAGAGAUACGUUCCUGUGAAUCUCGACAGUGACCGAUCUGUGGACAAUUGCCCCGCCACAAUGUUCAAUCAGUCGGCAACUGUUGCGUGCGAUGGAUUUGUUUACAAGAGAAAUAACACUGUCGUUUACGAUUUUGAUCUCGGAUGUCAGGACUGGCUGCGAGCUUUAGCUGGUACGCUGAAAAGUAUUGGAACAUUGCUAGUAUUGCCAAUUACGGGUUAUAUUUCUGAUCGAUUCGGGCGCAGAAUAGCUCUCGUGAUCAACAUGUUCAACUUAGCUCUCAUCGGCCUCAUCCGCGCCUUCUCCGUCAACUACACCAUGUAUUUGGUUCUACAGAUUACACAAACUACACUUGGAGCUGGGACAUUCAGCUCUGCUUAUGUUUUUGGUGCUGAACUUGUCGGACCAAAAUAUCGUGUACUUACAAAUGCUAUAACUUCGUCCAUGUUUUCGGUUGGGCAGAUUAUACUCGGAACAGUGGCCUGGUUGAUACCCUCUUGGCGAUACAUGAUUAUGGUCCUUCAUAUUCCAUGUUUUCUCAUCAUCAGCUACUAUUGGAUUUUGACUGAAAGCGUCAGGUGGCUCCUUUCGAAAGGAAAGUUUACAGAAGCAAAACAAGUAUUGGAAACAGUAGCAAGGGUCAACAAAACUUGUAUUAGUGAAAAAAGUAUGGAAGCGCUUACUAACUCAGCACUAUCUGUUCAAUCUUCUGAUAUAAAAAAGCCAGCUCUUUUCCGAAGUAUAAUACGUUCUCCUACCUUGCUUCGGCGAGUGUGCACCACUCCAAUUUGGUGGGUCACCGCGACGUGCGUGUACUACGGCCUGUCGAUCAACUCCAUUAACCUCUCCGAAAUGAUGCACUUGAACUAUAUAUUGACCAGUGCCAUUGAAAUCCCAGGCAGCCUUGCCACAAUUUUUGUACUUGACAAAGUUGGAAGGAAGGCUACUCUCUCGUGUAGUUUUUUCUUUAGUUCCUUAUGCAACAUUGUCUUUGUGUUCAUCUCGAAUGAAUUAUACGCUCUUCGUUUUGCGAUCUUUCUACUUGGUAAAUUUUGCAUCUCUAUUGCAAUGGCGGCGCUGUAUCUGUACACUUCCGAACUUUAUCCGACUGAAUUCCGUCACAGUCUCCUUGCAUUUUCAUCCAUGAUCGGUCGCAUUGGGCAUAUCGUUGCACCUCUUACUCCUGUACUGGCUAAUUACUGGCACGGUACCCCAUCAAUGCUAUUUGGCGUUAUGGGGAUUAUAUCCGGUAUUCUGGUGUUCACACAGCCUGAUACUACUGGUACCAAGCUACCUGAUACGCUGGCUGAAGCUGAAGCUGUUGGGCAGAAAGUUCAAAGUAGGGCACAG
Molecule: messenger RNA, 1818 nt
Organism: Melitaea cinxia (Glanville fritillary)
Lineage: Eukaryota; Metazoa; Arthropoda; Insecta; Lepidoptera; Nymphalidae
Product: organic cation transporter protein-like
Exons: 9
Biological process (GO): transmembrane transport
Cellular component (GO): membrane
Molecular function (GO): transmembrane transporter activity
Source: RefSeq, a predicted model, not a curated record